This is a messenger RNA of Cryptosporidium ubiquitum, 864 nucleotides long. RefSeq lists its product as uncharacterized. Lineage: Eukaryota; Apicomplexa; Conoidasida; Eucoccidiorida; Cryptosporidiidae. The transcript has a single exon. The record is from RefSeq and is a predicted model, not a curated record. Bases 1 to 864 code for a protein of 287 amino acids.
AUGUUUUUUACAUAUGUGGUUCGUCCAGGAGAUGCUCCUGAAGGAAGAGGGCCUUCACAACCAUUAUUUUUCGAAAACUUUCUAGUAAACAAUCUUAAACUGGGAUUUGGGUCUAUGCUUCUAGGUUUUAUUGGCCUGACAAUUUGUUCUCUAUUUAGUGGGUUUGGAUUACACAUAACAAAGUUUUUAAGCCCUUUCAAUGAAGCAACAAAUUCAACUGGAGUAGCACUGUUCUUUGUGAUAUUCAUGAUUUUUGGCGUAUUAUGUCUAAACAUGUCAACAAUUCUUAUGGAUGACGAUGGCAGUAUUAGCCAAACACGCGGGUUUAGGUCAGGAUGCAAAGCGUUUGGUCAAGGUUCCCUCGUUAUUUUACUGGGAUUGAUACUUAUCGUAGUUACAUUGUACUCGAGCGUAGGUUACUAUGAAGGUAAUGCUCUAUCUGGGUUGGAUCUCAACCAUGUUAUUAAAUGUAUGUAUAAUGCAGGUUUGGCCAUUACGAGCAUUGGAUUAGCAUUACUUGGAUUUGCGGCAUUCCUCGUCGAAGUUUAUUCAAGUGAUGGAACUAGAGAAAUACUGGGAUUUGCAAGUGUACUUCUAUGUAAGAUUUCAGGUAUUUUCUUGUUCUUAACCAUCAUCUUUCCAGAAUGCAGAAUUAUUGGUUCUCUUUCCACAUUAAUAACAAUUGUUGCGUUAACUCAUGUAACACUUUGGGCAGGAAUUUUUGAAAGUAUUGCCCUCAAAUCCCGAAUUAAAAUGACUCAAUCAGCAGUUAGGAAUGAGUACUAUAAAAGUAGAAAUGCUCUUGCAUACUUUGGUCCACCUGUUAUGGCUGAAGGAAAUUAUACUCAACAGCCAACCAUGUAA